Athene cunicularia (burrowing owl) is the source of this 12305-nucleotide messenger RNA. Its product is annotated as myocardial zonula adherens protein-like. Gene Ontology annotation, molecular function: transcription elongation factor activity. NCBI's taxonomy places the organism in Eukaryota, Metazoa, Chordata, Aves, Strigiformes, Strigidae. The record is from RefSeq and is a predicted model, not a curated record. Gene Ontology annotation, biological process: maintenance of ER location; intracellular signal transduction; transcription elongation by RNA polymerase II. The coding region runs from base 86 to 2383 and encodes 765 amino acids. Gene Ontology annotation, cellular component: nucleus; RNA polymerase II, holoenzyme; nuclear envelope. The transcript has 15 exons.
AGAUUUGAUAACGUAUGGCUGAAUGAUGAAGUCACAGUCAGCAGCACGCUGCACAAAAAUUAGCCUCCACAGAUGUCUCUAAAGAAUGAAUGUCUGUAGAUUACGCUUAACAGUUCCACCUGAUGAAAGCUCACAGCCUGAACAGGGAGCAAAGGAGCCUGAAAGAAAGAAAACCGAGCUCUACCAUGUACCAAAUGGCAUGUCUCCGGGGAGGCUGUCUCAUGGGAUGGUGUAUGGUGUAGUGCACCGAACUGACAACAACCAUAAGAGAGAAAUGGUGGUUUAUGGCUGGUCAGCUGAUCAGCUGAAAGAGGAGAUGAAUUACAUUAAAGAAGUGAGAGCAACUCUGGAAAAAGUAAGAAAGAAAAUGUAUGGUGAAUAUGAUGAAAUGAAACGAAAAAUACAGCAGCUCACGAAUGAACUGAAAGUGACAAAUGCUCAUCAGGAAUCCUUAGAGAAUCAUGUGCGAGUGCAGGCUGCAGCCUUAGAUAGCUUUAGUGAAAUGAACAGCUCCCUGACAUCAGCAUCAAUAGACUUGCAGAAAACUCUAGUGGAUGUUACACUGGAGAACACUGAUAUAAGGGAACAAAUAAGGAAUUUAAAACAUACACAUGAGCAAUCUAUGGAAAAGCUGAGAGAGAAGCAAAAGCAACUGGAAACGGCACAAAUUGAAAAUCAGUUACUGAAAUUAAAGGUGGAAUCCUCACAGGAAGCCAAUGCUGAAGUCAUGAGGGAGAUGACAAGAAAACUGUAUAGUCAGUAUGAGGAAAAAAUGCGAGAAGAGGAGCAGAAACAUAAAGCUGAGAAAGAAAUCCUCCUAGAGGAAACGAAUCGGCUCCUGAAGGCUAUUGAAGAGGCAAAUAAGAAGAUGCAGGUUACAGAGACAAGCAUCCAGGAGAAGGACCAGCGAAUCGGUGAGCUGGACCGCCUGAUUGAGCGCAUGGAGGAGGAACGUCACCAGCUACAAAAGCAACUUGAACUAAAUGAAAUACAGAUAUCUGGAGCAAAAUCUGACAACAGCUCUGACAGUGAAAGGUCACAGCACUUGGAGGAGGUAGCAGCUAGCCUCAGGGAGCGAAUCAAACAUCUGGAUGACAUGGUCCACUGCCAACAGAAGAAAGUCAAGCACAUGGUUGAGGAGAUUGAAAUGCUAAGGAAGAAAGUAAAAGAAAAGGAAUUAUUUAUAGUACAGCUUUUAGAAAAAAUCUCUUUCUUAGAAUGUGAGAAUAAAGAAUUACAAGAUAAAUUGGACUACUUAAUGGAAAACCAACCAAAGACCAGUACAGAAACCAGAGAUACUGGUGUAGGAUGUGAUCUUCCAUAUAGGAAAUUCAUUGCAAGGCUUCCAGAUAAGGGUAAGAAGAUCUCAGAUUUUGCUGAAAAGCUGAAGCUUGCUAUUUUAGAAGAGGAAGAAUUAGAACAAACAGCUGAGCUGUUAUCUGCUGUCAGGUUGAAGUUUCAGGUGAAACAGGAGGAGAUUAAUACAAGCAAACAGCAAGUUACCCUGAAUGAGGCCACGCUAAACUGUGAAGAUUCCUCAGUCUUCAAUGAAAACUCUAAUAUUAAAGAAGCUUCUGAGAUUUCUUCCCAACAGCAGGAGGCAGAAUCUGUUGAGCAAGAUGCCACGAAUGUAGCUCUGGAAAAACAAAGGACUCAGAGGAAAAAUGAUACAGUAAAGACUGUUACAAAAGAACAGAAUCUGGUUUGUGAAGUCAGCUCCAAGUCAGCCACGAGCAGUCAUCUGAAAAAUGAUCAGCGGGUAUCUCAGGGCAAUAUUGAGGAUGGCACAGAAAGUACAGGUGCUUUGGACAACAGUAAAGAUGUGUUGGUCGAUGCCUUUCAAAAAGUUUCAAUUGUAGAUGGGAAUAAUAGUGAAGAAAUGUUGGAAGAAGAGCAGAAUGUGGCUAAACAUAAGGGCAGUAUCUUUGGAAGCCUGCACCCCAAGACACCACAUUAUAUUGAAGUCCUAGAGUCCAGAGCCAAGAACCCAGUCGUAAAAAAAAGCAAAUUUAAAACAAAUGUAUUGUCAGGAGACCCGAGUGGAUCAUCGCACAGUUCCUCAGCCAGCCAGUCACCUGGCGGGUUUGGCUCUCCAGUGACUGCUGAGGAAAGGCGACUUAGAGACAAGAAACAUUUGAAUGACAUCACAGCAGCUCGGCUGCCGCCGCUUCACCAUUCCCCUGCUCAGCUGCUGUCCAUAGAGGAAUCCAUAGCCAUUCAGAUACAGCAGAAAGAAGCUUAUGAGGAAAUGCAAGCCAAGCUGGCAGCACAGAAGCUUGCUGAGAGAUUGAAUAUAAAAAUGCUCAGGUUUGAACCAGAGGGGGAGGCCUCAAUGCAAUACAGAGAAGUGAGAGAUGAAGAUUAUUUUUCAGCAGAGGACUGAAUUCACAGAGGGAUGUCUGAGGAGGAGCCGCAUAACUGAUAUUUAUGCAGUACUUCUUAAAACCCAGACCUGGAUUUGAGAAUGCUUGAUCUAGUAAUUUUUUUUUCUUAAUAUUUUGACAUUACAGCUAUGGGAAGGGUUCACUAUAAACCUUGUAAACAUAAGUGUUAUUAAUCCCAGUGUGAUUUGGGAACGGAUUUUUGAGCACUUGGGGCAGUUAAUUCUUAGGGAUUGCCCCAUAGUUUUCAGCCACAUCACAGUGAGCUCUUCAGUACACUUUUGUAGGCAGUGAUGAGUCAUCUACAAGAAAAGGUUUCUUCUGCACAGAAAUGUGAGUGCAAAGGGCAUCAGCACACAUGUCCAUAAAGUAAGCUAAGGUGCCCGUGAACUGCUCGCAGGUGUGAAAGCUUUUGUGUAGAUGUGAGAUACUUCUUUUAUCUAUUUAAGAUUAUCUUGCUUUUACCAUAUGGUGAAAAUAUGUGUCCAGACUGCUACAAUAAAUACCUGAUAGUUGGACUGUAAGUUAGCUUCUUAUCCCAUGAGAACUUGUUUCUGUGCCAGCACCUAAAAAUAACACUUUCUGCCCUUAUGUUGUAAAUGGGUAAGUUAUUUUGUAACUCAAAUUCUGUUUGGGCUUUAAGGGACUCUGCUGUUUCAUUUUUGGUUGUUACUGCAAAGCACAUGAAGAGAUCAAGUUAGUCUGAAGACUUUAAUAUUUUUAUUAAAGGUCUUGGUGUUUUUCCAUACUUUUGUACACUGCUUUCAUACUUUGGAAUACUAUUUUUUCAUGGUCUGAUACUGUAAAUUAAGAGAUCCACCCUCUGGUUUUCUUGGAGAAAAUGUUCUGUGUAUUUUGAAGUUUCAGCUGUUCUUUGAAGAUAAAAAAAAUCUUCCUUACAAUAACAUCUUCUGCCUUUUAAUAUGAAUUUUGAAAGAUAAGGAACACACCUGAGAAGUCUUUCACAACGAUGUUCCACUGUUGACUAGGAUAUUCCAAGCCUAGUAUGAGUUCAGUUCUGAAGAGCAAACCCGAGAGAUUCCUUGCACGGUCUGGCAGUGCUUGCCCAGAGGCUGCAGCAGCCCUGAGUGCAGGCAGCAGUGUGCACAGCCCUCCCUGGAUGUCUGUGUGUUCCUGCAGAAGUGGGGUCUCUGGAAACCAAGGGUGCUCCAGGUGGGAGUCGCUCAGAAAGCUGCACGCUAUCAUCCAGAGAUGGGGGAUGAAAGUCCCUGCCACUUCAGGAGUGCACACAGCGCUUCUCUGCGGGCAGUAACUCUCUCCCAGGCAGGGCCCGUGGCACAGCCCGUACCCUGGCAGUGCAGUUUGAUGUGGAACUUCUGCUAAGCUAAUAUGUGGUAUUUUUUGACUAGGUCAUCCAUUGUUCAUCUGUGGUGCCUCUUUUCCUGUACCAUUUCAUCUCACAGGUUUCUCAUUUCAUGGGCUUCUCAUCAGCUCUCUGCCUUCCCUUUUCCUUAUAAAACUUCUCCUGUCACUAAAGCAAGUUCAUAUUCUGCAUCUCUGCACCAGCCAUUCCCUUUCAUGGCACGUACCACUGCAUUAACCUUCUGCCAGGCCGUGCAUGCUCCUGCCAUUGCUGCCUUCUGCUUUCUGUAACCCCAUCUAAAUACCAGCGGUGCAUCAGCUGUGCACCUUGCCACCUCCUACACACUUCAGUCACUUGAAUACCCUGCAGUGACCUGAAUGUGGUUUUGUCACAGCUGUGAGAGCCUCCUGCUGAGGCUUUCCUGCCUUAUUUCUGAUUUGGGUUUCAGACUGUGCAGGUAUUUGCUACUUCCAGGCCUUAUAUCCUUUUUACCACCUUUUUCCUGUUUUUUUUACUCUUUUCUGUGCUCUUCAUCCUCCCAGCUUCUCACCAUCACAUCUUUGUCAGCACUAUUUUAUGGCACGUUUUCAGUUGUUCACAUUCAUCCCUCACAUCAGUGUUGAUCCAUCUGAUCCUCAGUUGUAUAUAUUUCUGCCCUCAGCAUCCUCCUGCAGCGUGUGGUUCUGACCCCACAGCCAGUGGAAUGCUCUUGUGGAUGCAGUUCAUCUCUCAAACCACUGUUGUCCAUGCUGCCACCUGCUCAUCCAGCCGGGUCCUGGCAUCAGUCCUCUGUUAUUUCAGUCUGGUGUAACUGCACAAGGACAAGAGGCCCCAAAAGUGUAUUGGCUUUCCCUUUGCUGUUGCAUGAAGCACAAGUUACCCCUUCCAGGCCUGUUUGCAUCUCUCCCCCUUGCUAAUAUCAUCCCCCUUGUCCCUGUACUGACUGUGCUGUCACACCUUUUUACUGUGUGUGGUUCUCCAUGCUGGCUUUUUUUUUGUGCUAAAAGUCCUUGUGGAAGAAAGUGCUGCAUGAAUACAAACCCAAGCUGAAGGUGUGAGGUUUAAGUUACUGCUGAAGGGUUUGUACCACUGCAAAACCUGAAAGUUUUCAUAGGGGGUUGUUGGUCCUAGGUUCUGAGCACAGGUAUGUGCUUUGAAUUAAGAUUUUGUCAGUGAUGAGAAAGCAAAGAGUCAGGUAUCGAGUCCUAUGUUAAGGAGGAUGCGCAAUCCAGGUGUUUGUAAAAGGUUUGGAGAAUAAGAGGAUGAAUCAUGGAAUGGUUUAGUCAUACUGAAUUAAGUUUCUGAUCGGCUGUGGUAUUGCUGUUAUGUAUUUCACUGUUCUCCAGUUCCAGAACAUUUUAAAAUGUACACAGAAUUGAGGAGCUUGCUCUGAUUUGGGGGAGUGGACUGUUUUAUUGGAGUGGGCUGUUAACCCAGUAGAAAAUAAAGAAUUGGUAAUAUGUUUCUGAAGUUCCUCAUGUGAAUAAUGCUUUGUUUUGACCAUGUAAAGUUUGCAGCCAAAUUUUAGAGAAAAGCAGAACCUUUUGCUUCAGUGCUCCACAAGGGAAGCGCUGGAGAUGGAGUUAGGAGACAAUUACUGUGUAGAGAAAGAAAACUUCUGGGAAUGCAAAUGGAUGAGAAAAGAUCUGUAAGACCUAAAGCUUGACAGUUGUGCAGGUCUGAAAGAUGGCACAGAGACAGGGCUUAAGUGGUGUGCUGCAAGUCUACGAGCUGUAGAGCACGUGAGGCAGUACCUGUGCAGCAGCAGCUGUAGUCCCUUGGUUUUUGCAUUGUUAGAAGUACCUGAGCUCCAACCUGCACAGAAUAAAAGCACUAUAACAGCUUCUGCUCACAGCUGUAACGCUUCUUGGGGGAGAGAACAUGCAGUCUGGUUUGCCAGCUGUGGUGAUAACAUGAUCUAGAGGUUUUAGCAGUCUAAAAGUUAAUGUUAUUUGGGAAAUAACAUUUGAAAGAGCAAGGACCUAAAUGCUGCCAUACUGAAUUAUUUUGAGGGACUAUAACUAAGGUAGAAAGGAUGCAUAAGCUUUUCCUGGUUUUUGGAGUUAGACCUAGCUGACAGGCCAGCAGUUCUGUUAGCAGAACUGUAGCAGUUCUUGUAGGCUUGCCGACUGCUCCUAAGGGCCACACGAUCAAAAAGGGUCUGUAACAGUAAGCUGCAAGUUCCCGCGUGGAGGAAAUGGGGCCUGCAAAUUGAGAGAAUUUGAAAACCAUGGCUCUGUGCUGUGGGUUCCAAACCUGCCACAGGGAUGCUGUAGCAGGAGUCUGGGAGAAGAAUAUCCAGAUGCUACAGAAUGAUGAAUUGAAACUUUGGGGGGAAGCCGUGGCAGAGGCUGGUGGCAGAGGCUGGUCGUGCUCCGUGUCAGCCCCAGGCAGCGGUUGGGGGUUUCUGUGUGGAACUCGCAGACACACCACAAGCUGGCAGCCUUUACCAGCCUGGUGGAGGGGGUAGGACCAGAGUAGCCCGGGUUGUAGGUGGAGAUCUGGCUGGCUGGUUGUUUUGUGCAGGUCCCUUAGGGAGCAGUGCCCUGGAUCCAGGAGGCGGACUCAUCUCACUUGUGCACCACGCUGGGUUUGGCUGGUGAAGAUGAUCUCUGGUGGGACCCCGUUCAGAACAUUUUUGGUCUCAUUUGAGUGGCGUCUGGCUCAUCCUCUGCCGUUAGCAAGUUAUGCCUGCAAGGGGUGUCCUUGGGCCAGGGGAGCUGCAAUGAAUUCUUGGCCUUUUAUAUCAAGUGGAUGGCAUGACGGGGACAGGGUAUGGGAGUCCUGUGUAGGAGGGAGCUGUGCCCUGCUCUGUGGACUCUGCUGUUGGAAAAGGUGGCUGUUCUCUGCCUUGCCAAACUUGCUUAUCUUUCAGAGCAGUAUAAGAAGGAGGUGUAAUUUUUCAAAAGUGUUCUGUAAGGACAAGCUUUUCAGGGAGUAGGUCUUGCAUGGUGUGGUCUUGUUCCAGGGAGGUGCGAACUGAACUGUUUUUUUGCUGAGUUUUGUGGUGCAUGUUUUGUUGCAAGUCUACUGCUCUUAGGGUGGUAUGCGUGGAGAUCACCACUGAGAUUUCCUGGUUUCCUAAUGUUUGUUUUUAGGUUGUGAACUCCCACGUUCUGGGAGAGAAAGGGAAGUAGAAAAGACAGCUGUGUGAAAACAACAUUUAUUUUGCCAUGGUAUUUUUUUCUUUUUCAGUAAGCUAACAAUUGUGUUUUAUUCUCAUACUUCUGCAGUGCUGUGUCACUGCUGACAUCAUGGCAGGCAAAUGUUAGCUGACUCUAGUCCAGACAUUUUACAUUCACAUUGACUUGCCGUGGGAUAUGAGUGUUUCACUCCAUUUGACUCUUUCGUAAAUACUGUAAUUAUUAUUCUAUAUGUAGGCAAAGCUUUAGAGGUAUUUAGUCAUCUCUUGUUUAAAGCAACUGUUUGGAUCAUUUGGUUAUUAAGAUUUCAUUAAAUUGGCCCUUGAUUUGGUGAAGCAUGAAAGCAUGUAUAGAAGUCAAAGCUUGAUUCCUCUAGGAGUGUUUAUGUGCAAGUGCUCUGUUGAACUGGGACAUUGGCUCUGUGUUUUGUUUAAUCUCCUUGUGCAAGGGAAUUUGUGAAUAAGAGUUGUGAACCAAUUACUGAAUGUGAGGAGAUGACACAAAUGAGCACAGUGAAAUGUGUGUGGGAAGCAAACGGAUUUUCAGCUUGCUAGAGUCAUUGAACUAAGUAUUUCAUUUUUAAUCAUCUGAGUAAAUGUGUCCUCCAGCAGUAAGUAUAAGAGAGAUUUCUUGACAGAGACACUUGUAAGAAUUUGUACUGACACCGUCCUUGCUUUUCUUUCAGGCUUGAUAUUGGGGACCAUAACUGCAUCACGCAUGAACUGGCACAUCUCCACUGAAGUCACUGGGGAGAUAAGAGGGGCCAUAAUGCUUACUGAACAUAUCCAUACUCCCUCCCUCUAUCCACACAGCUGAUAGUAAUGCAGUUGCUUAUCACAUCGAGGCAGUGGUAUAAUGUGGCAAGUAGUUGCAGUCCAAGGUUUGGCUGAGUCUCUGAAGCUGAGCACUUGACAGGACAUACUCUUUGUACACUUCUCCUCAACAGAAAUUUCAGUUGCAAAAUUUCUGUCCAUGUUUUUCUUCUUUCGUUUUUUGUUUGCUUGAUUUUUCUAAAAAAAAAAAAUAAAUCAAUUUCUCAAUUGUUAGUUGAUGCUAGUAACAUACACAUUUCAUUUACUCAGAGAUCAGUCAGACCGUGGUGGGAGUACUGUAGCUCUGGGUGUAACAGCACGCGGUCUCCUGCAUCCAUCUCUGAAUUGAAGCUCUCUCCUGCGCUGCCCUCCCAGUGCGUGGAGGCUGCGUGCAGCUCGGGCUGCAGGGAGCCCAAAUUCUGGGACAAAACUUGUGAUUCGGCAAGAGGCUAUGGGAUUUUUUUACUGCACACACAGAAUCACAGCGGAAUCUGGAGGUGCAGUGACACCUUUGUAGCAGGUGUCAGUAAGGGAGAAGGCCUCUCAGCGAGGCUGGCCGCGAGGCUGUUAGGGCUCUUUCGGGAAGGUGGAUAAAGCUUCCCCAGCUGACAGGGUCAGGAGAGAAGCAAAUUGUAUAAUCAGUGAGAUUUACAUUUCCAAGUCCUUUAGACCAUUAUCCAUCGAAGUUGCAAGGUGUCUGUCUCUUGCUGAUCAAUUGGAACUAGAAUAGGUGACAUUCCUCACCAAGAGGGGAACCGGUGUUAGUGCCUGGGUACGAACGUGAGAACAUGAAGUGGCAUUGGCACUAUUUUCUUCAGCCAUUUUAUAUCUCUACUUCCAUUUAUACUGAAUUGAUUUUCUUCUGUUUUCUUACAAGUCUUUAAAAAUAAAUCUUCCAGAAUUUUUCUACAAACCAAAUGAACCAACUGGCUUUGGGCAACAGAUAAGAGCCGUGUUAGCCAACUCUUCGCAUUUGAAUGUAGGACGUCUUGAGAGACUGUGUGAUAAGCUCUUUCUGUUUAAGUCACUGUUAUGAGCGGCCUGUGUUGUCUCCUGGUUACUAUAAAAGUCUCAGUGUAAUUGUGGUUUCCAGAGUUACAGAUCUAUCAACUCCAUUUGUAAUUACGUGUGAAAUUACUUUGUCAUUGGCUUUCCUCCUGCUUUUUCCUGAAGGGGAAAAAAAAUCCAACAGAUUCACAAAAUCUUUAUUAUACAUAAUAAUAUUUUCUUUACUGACCCAAGUUAUUUCAUAUUGGUUAGAAGUGCUUAUUCCCUGGUUUCACUUGUAUUUCUCUGAGCUGCUUCAAAUUGGCAUUGUACUGAUUGUAGUACUGCUUUAAUGAUAGCAGUGAUGAUAAAUAUUAUCCUUGCGCAGACAUUGGGCAUCAUCAUGUGUCAUGUCUGCAGACCAGUUUUUUGCCUGCACGGCAGAUUUUUGUGGCUGUGAGCCAGGAAUUUUAAUGAAAGAAAACAUCAAAGAUGCAGAAGAAAUGAGAAUAUUAGUCAAGGAAGAUACACAGUGAUGCUCUCUGAUAACCUCUGGUAAUUGACAUUAGAACUAUGUGGGAGCAACUUAAAUAAACAUCUGGACACCGAGUUUAGACAUUUCCAGUGACAAAACCCAGACAGAUCUUCUGGACUUGCAAUAAUAAAUAUUUCAGCACAGUCCACAUGAAUCAACUUAGAAUUCUGUUUUCAAUUAUUCUAGUUUUAUAAAUAUAUCAUAGUUAAUUAUUCAGGGAUAGAAUUUCUUUUGAAGAUUAAGGAAUUUGAUGUUUGCUUCAUUCACAUAAAGUUCCAUUUUUUAUUUAUAUCAAAUUUACUUCUGUUUGUACAAAACAAUAGUGCAAGCUUGCCAAGAGCCAUUAAAACAGAAAGCAACUGAACUUUUCCUGGGGUGGAAGGGCCUUUUCUGAAAGCCCUGGCAGCGUACCAUAAUUCAUUCCAGCUAUGGUAACCACUUAAAUUGUCCCAAAAAGAAAAUUAUAAAUAAUAAUUUUUAAAAGUCAUUCUCAAUAUUUUAAAAGAUUCUUUCCAUAUAUUUUUUUUUACUUUUCGUAAUGUGAUAGUGCUAAGAACGUGGAAGAGAUGUUGGUAUGUACCAAACUAUUUAAAAGAGGUAGCAAUGAAGCUCCAAGGCUGAAUGAAACACGGGUUGAAGUCCAGCUCUGAUCCUGCUGUUACGACUGUGAUGAGGGAAUGGCUAGUAAAAGCGUGCUCAGGUUUUGUGCAACUUUUGUAUUCCUUAGAAAAGCCUCUAGUGUGGGCGGUAAUUGCCAAAUCACUUAUUUCAGAAGGAAUUAAUCAUGUCUCUGAGUUUGAAGAGUUAUUUACACACUACAUUAAAAUGACUACAUUCAUGCUUUUUAAAAAAUUAUUUUUAUUUUGAGGUGGUCUCUGUCUUUGUUGCCAGGGGCCCUGGACAAGCUGAGGGAUUCUUCUGAAGAGUAUUGAGGCUUUAGUAAUCUUCAUUGCCUCUUUCAGUUUAAUUUAUGCUUCCUCACAGCCCAGGCUGUCAACAUCAGCACAUGUUCCUGCAGUUUCCUACCUGGGCUGUUCCUGGCAGCAGCAUUAGUGUAAGCUGGCUGCUGGUGUUGUUGAGCCACUGGUUGGGUUAUGCUAUACCUACAGGUUAAGAAGGUUUCAGGGAACUGCAGUGUUAGCCAGACCUUUCAGAGGUGGAAUUGUGUUUGAGUGCAGUUCAGAAAGUCCCUUACACACUAGCUGUCAAACUGUUGUGUCCCGCGUCAGGCUGGGGUUCAUGUGGCAGUUCAGGUUAGAAGGGGCCUCGGGAGUGCUCUUGGCCAACCUCCUGCCCACAGCAGGCUCAGCUCAGAGGCCCCGUGAGGUUGCUCAGGGCUUUAAUCUAGUCUGGUAUUGAAAACCUCUGAGGACGGAGAUUAUACAGCCCGUCAGGGUAACCUCUUGUAUGUAUGAGCGUCGUCCUGGCAGGGGGUGGAAGAUUUUCUUUAACCCCAGUCUGAACCACUCUUGUUUCAGCUUAUGCCUGGCUCUGCCCAUUGAUAGGUGCUGGAGGGCUGCUGUUCAAUCCCCUUGAAGCCUCCCCUUCUCCAGACUGAACAGGUACACCACUGCCUCAUGCAGCUUGAUUUUUACCAAGACCCUCGGAGCCUUUUCAGCAGGGGAGCUUGUCAUUUCUGGACACAUCACAGGUGAGCACAUUAGGAAGCUGCAGGCUGAAAAGAGAAUUGUAUUAUUCAGUUCUAUCACAGCUCUCCCAGAUCAAUAAAAUAUGUUUUCUGCUUUCAUAUUUUGGAAAAAAAACCCAGCCUGGUUAUCCUGAUCUGAGCCUAUCUAAAACUUCAAUGUCCAUUAAAAAAAGAUAAUUUGUGCUUUGUAACCCUUUCUGUGUACUAUAAAAAUGAUGGAUAAGGAAGCACAGUGAAAGCUGUAAAUCAGUCUUCAGUCUGAUAAUCUAAUAAGAGCAUCUCUUCAGCAGUUUUACCUCUUGCUCAUUGAUCUAUAGCUUCGUAAUUAAUUUCCCCUAGUUUUAACCUUAUUUUUAUUAGAACACCUAAUUCCUUAUUGCUAAAACUAUGCACCGGAAAUUUGUAGUGUUAUAGUUCAGACAGUGUAACCUAUUCAUUGUUAAAGGAACACAGAGGAGGAAGACAAGUUAUUUAGACAUUUAUUACUCAGAGAUGCAUUUGAGGAAAGACAGAGAAUAAAGCUGAAUGGAUAAAGCUAAGAAGAAAAUUUAGAUUGUAACUAUUAAGCAAAAGCUUUUGUAACAGAGAGUUACCUGCUGAAUGAUCCUCUGUGGGGAAGCGUUAGGUUCCCAGCUGCAGGUGCUUAAAACUCCACUGGACAAAGUACUGCCUGCAGAGACCAGGUCUGUGCUGCCCAGGGGAAGGGCUAGUCAGGAUGUGGGGCUCUUGUUCUGUGUGCUGCCCCGUGCCACCGCUGCAGCACACCCUCCUCUACCAGGGCAGCCACUGUGUCUGAUCUAUUUCUGAUUAAAACCUGAGGAUCUGCUUUGGCUACCUUAACUCCCCUGUUGCUCAUCAGAUCUUGAAUCUGAAAGACGUUGACAUGUCUGGUUUCCUCCUCCAGUUUUGUUUUCUGAUCUUCCUGAAAGGAAGGGACAGUCUGAGUAACUGCCUUACUUAUCAGCUGUGCCCUGAUCCAACAUUGAUUACUUUUUCUCAAGAAUUAAAAAUGCUGAUAGAAAACAGUAAUAAAAUUAACUUACAAUUAUUUGUAGCAGAUGUAAAUUCUCUUUAUGUGUUCUUUUUGUGCUUUGUGUAAAGGGAAAAGAGCUGGAGCUGUAUGCCUUGACCCCUCCUUUGCCUCAAACUGCCAUGCAGUAGAGAGGAAGUGAACUUUAUAGGUUUGUACUUAGUGGCUGUUGAGACACUUGACAUUUGUACGCUUAAAAUGUUAAGUCAUUCCUCUGGGUAUUUUUAUUUCCUAAAUUAUUAUAAAGUUUUGUAGAGAUCCAAAGAUUACAAAUCUUUAAGUACAUACAUUACAAGCUGAUUUUUGUACUUGUGUGCCACAUACCUACAUUAUAUGCAGAGAAAAUAAAGAAAAAGAAAGCAAGAUGUAGAAAAAUGUUAAUCAAGGAAAUAUUUCAUUCGAUGGUAAAGCUACAAUUUGCUACUUUAUAAAUAGCACUUUGGUU